Lycium ferocissimum is the source of this 354-nucleotide messenger RNA. RefSeq lists its product as uncharacterized. The record is from RefSeq and is a predicted model, not a curated record. The coding region runs from base 1 to 354 and encodes 117 amino acids. The transcript has a single exon. Lineage: Eukaryota; Viridiplantae; Streptophyta; Magnoliopsida; Solanales; Solanaceae.
AUGGAAAACGUUCAAUACUCUACGUGGGCGGAACUCUUCAAGAUUCACGCACGAUCUCACAAGGUUCUUAAUCAUAUCAUUCCUCCGAAGGCCGGUCAGAGGAAGAUUCCUUCUACUGAUGAAGAAAAGGAACUAUGGUCAACCUUGGAUGCCACGGUUCUUUCGUGGAUUUAUUCUACCAUUUCUAACGACCUAUUGCACACAAUUAUCGAGUCCGAUUCAACGGCUAUGGAAGCUUGGGAUAGAUUGCGUGAUAUAUUCCAAGAUAAUCAACAUUCCCGUGCCGUUGCCCUUGAACAAGAUUUCACCACUGUCUCUAUGGAGCAUUUUCCUAAUGCCUCUGCUUAUUGUUAA